Molecule: messenger RNA, 1218 nt
Organism: Trypanosoma rangeli
Lineage: Eukaryota; Euglenozoa; Kinetoplastea; Trypanosomatida; Trypanosomatidae
Product: putative ATP-dependent DEAD/H RNA helicase
Exons: 1
Coding region: 1-1218 (405 amino acids)
Cellular component (GO): cytoplasm; nucleus; ribonucleoprotein complex
Molecular function (GO): RNA binding; RNA helicase activity; ATP binding
Source: RefSeq, a predicted model, not a curated record
AUGUCGUACGGUGACCCCUACCCCGGCGACCGCAUGGCGGCACUCGGCGCCAACCUCCGCGAUGUCAACUGGAACGAGGUGCAGGUGGUGGCAUCGCAGUGGAACUACUACAAGCCGCAGCAGCAGCGCAGCGACGCGGAGGUGGCGCAGUGGCUUCGCGCGAACCGCAUCACCAUCUACGGCGAUCGGGUGCCGCAGCCGAUGUUGGUCUUCUCCGACCUCGUGGCGCCCGACUCCAUCCACCAGGUCUUCAUCGAACUCGGCUACAAGGCACCCACGGCGAUCCAGUCCAUCGCGUGGCCCAUUCUGCUGAACUCCCGCGACCUUGUUGGCAUCGCCAAGACGGGCUCCGGCAAGACGAUGGCGUUCAUGGUGCCAGCCGCACUGCACAUCAUGGCACAACCGCCUGUUCGCCCCGGCGAUGGUCCCAUCGCGUUGGUUCUCGCCCCGACCCGCGAACUCGCCGUGCAGAUUGAGGAGGAGACGCGGAAGGUGCUGCGACGCAUUCCCAGCAUCACGACAACGUGCCUGUACGGCGGAGCACCAAAAGGCCCGCAGAUUCGCGUGCUGCGCGCCGGCGUGCAUGUCGCCAUUGCCACUCCAGGGCGUCUCAUUGACCUGCUGGAGAUGCGCGCCACGAAUCUGCUGCGCGUGACAUAUCUGGUGUUAGACGAGGCGGACCGCAUGCUGGACAUGGGGUUUGAGAUUCAGAUUCGCAAGAUUUGCUCGCAGAUCCGCUCGGACCGACAAACCCUCAUGUUCUCUGCAACAUGGCCGCAGGAAAUUCGCAACUUGGCAGCGAGUUUCCAACGGGACUUCAUCCGCGUCCACGUUGGCUCCGAGGACCUUGUCGCCAACAACGACGUCUGCCAGCACGUGAUGGUGGUGGAGGAGUACGACAAGCAGAGACGACUAGAGGAAAUCCUGCAAAAACUCGGCCGCCAACGUGUGCUUAUCUUUGUCAAGACGAAGCGUACAGCCGACUCUCUGCAUGGGUCGCUGCGACGGAUCCUCGGCGGCGCCGUGAUGGCGAUUCACGGCGACAAGGAACAGUCGCAGCGUGACUACGUACUGGAUCGUUUCCGCCGCGACGACCGCUCCGUCCUUGUCGCGACGGACGUCGCCGCACGUGGGCUGGACAUUAAGGACCUGGACGUGGUCAUCAACUUCGACAUGCCGUCCAACAUUGAGGAUUACGUGCAUCGUAUUGGUAUGUGA